Molecule: messenger RNA, 20415 nt
Organism: Mus musculus (house mouse)
Lineage: Eukaryota; Metazoa; Chordata; Mammalia; Rodentia; Muridae
Gene: Zbtb37
Product: zinc finger and BTB domain containing 37
Exons: 5
Coding region: 228-1232 (334 amino acids)
Cellular component (GO): nucleus
Source: RefSeq, a predicted model, not a curated record
AGCUCUCGCCCCUUCAGUGCCGACGCUAGAGAAAGACUUUACUCCAGGGGCUUCCUCCUCACUGGGGAAUCGCUGGAAAGAGCAAACAAAAAAGGCGCUGGUGUAGGCUCCAAAAUAAACAUCUGAAUUCGUGAUGGCAUCGACAGAGGCACUUAAUGGAUUAAAAGUUUCAAAACAAACAAUAACGCUUUGGAAAAAGGGUUGAAUGUCUGCCUGUGCUUUCAGGCAUGACCAUGGAGAAAAGUGGGAACAUACAAUUGGAGAUCCCCGACUUCAGCAACUCUGUUCUGAGCCAUCUCAACCAGCUACGAAUGCAAGGCCGGCUCUGUGAUAUUGUGGUCAAUGUGCAAGGACAAGCUUUUCGGGCUCACAAAGUAGUACUGGCUGCCAGCUCCCCUUAUUUCCGGGAUCACAUGUCCUUGAAUGAAAUGAGUACUGUGUCCAUUUCUGUCAUCAAGAACCCUACUGUUUUUGAGCAACUUCUUUCUUUCUGUUACACAGGGCGGAUAUGCCUGCAACUAGCAGAUAUCAUCAGCUACCUAACAGCUGCUAGUUUUCUGCAGAUGCAGCAUAUUAUAGACAAAUGUACGCAGAUCCUAGAGGGCAUUCACUUCAAAAUUAAUGUGGCUGAGGUUGAAGCAGAAUUAAGUCAAACAAGGACAAAGCAUCAAGAGAGACCUCCAGAGUCUCAUAGGGCUACACCAAAUCUAAACCGCUCACUUAGUCCACGGCAUAAUGCCUCAAAGGGAAACUGGAGAGGGCAGGUCAGUGCCGUGCUGGAUAUCCGAGAGCUCAGUCCCCCGGAGGAGCCCACCAGUCCUCAGAUAAUUGAACAGAGUUCUGAUGCAGAAGGCCGGGAGCCCAUUCUUCGAAUCAACAGAGCAGGACAGUGGUAUGUGGAAACAGGACUAGCAGACCAGGGGGCCCGGAGUGGUGACGAAGUUAGGGUUCUUGGAGCAGUGCACAUCAAAACUGAAAAUCUAGAAGAGUGGCUUGGGCCAGAGAAUCAGCCUUCUGGAGAAGAUGGGAGUAGUGCAGAGGAAGUCACAGCCAUGGUGAUUGACACCACAGGCCAUGGUUCUAUAGGACAGGAAAGUUAUACUUUAGGGUCUUCAGGAGCCAAGGUAGCUCGGCCAACCAGCAGUGAAGUUGACAGCUUACUUUGGGAGACUGGAAGUAUGUCAGAAGACUUGCAUUUUCAGCACAGGAGGCUCCUGGAUCUGAAAUAUUGACGAUGUUAUGAGAACUGUGGUAAACUGUGGUAAACUGUGGUAAAAUUAGCCACUUCAGUGAAUCAGAAUAGCAUCGGCAGCCACUCUAGGAUCAGUAAUUGCCAGGGCUCUCUGCACUAGGCAGGGAGCUGAUUGUCAGGGGUCUGGUAACAUUGCUGUUUCUCACACAGGUAGGUAACCUUGCGGAGUCUGACUUGCCUUAUAGCACUGUGUAUUUCUCUUUGCCCUUACCGACAGAGACAAUUUGGUACCAUCAAUAAUUUUCAAAUUAGAGUAAUUACACUACAGUAAUUCUAGAGAAAAGCUUUUGAAUGUUUUCCAAGUGUCACCUGGUAAUGUUUCCUUUGAAGCAGCUACUACCCCAGGCCUGUUUCUUCCUAACAUACUGAGUCUGUUAGAAGGGUUCCUUUUAGUGGGAAUAGCACUGGCUUUCAUCGAGUCAAUUGAAAGAAAAAUGUUACUAGUUUAGAUUGGUAAUAUUUUGAGUUCUUUCUUUCUUUUUUAUUUAUUUAUUUAUUUGUUGAAACGAUUUCUGUAGCUCAGGCUGUUCUAGAACUCAGGGCAGUCCUCCUGCCUCAGCCUCCUGAGUACUGGGAUUACUGGCAUGGGUUGCCAUAUUUGUACUUUGUUGUUGUUUGUGGGGGUUGUUUUUGUUUUUCAAGGCAAAGUUUCUUUGUAUGGCCUGGCCUGGAACUCAACUCAGAGAUCUAAUUGCUUCUGCCUCCUGAGUGCUAGGAUUAAAUGAGUUUGCCACCACCGCCCAGCUCUUGUUUUUUUGUUUGUUUGUUUUGGUUUUCUUUGUUUUGUUUUUUGAGGCAGGUAAUUCAAGAUGAUCUAUAGCUUACUUUUGGCCUAGGCUAACCUCAAAACUUUUUUUUUUUUUUUUGGUUUUUCGAGACAGGGUUUCUCUGUAUAGCCCUGGCUGUCCUGGAACUCACUCUGUAGACCAGGCUGACCUCGAACUCAGAAAUCCGGCCUGCCUCUGCCUCCCAAAUGCUGGGAUUAAAGGCGUUCGCCACCACGCCCUGCUAAGCAUUCUUCCUGCCUCAGGCUACCGAGCACUAAGAAGAUAGGCUGGCUUAUUCUUUUCCCUGCUUAAAAUAGAUUGAAAUGGGUAAAGGCACUUAGAAUCAAGCCUGACCAUCUGAGGUCACCCCUGGCUGGCACAUGGUAGAAGGAAAGAAUGGACUCUAGUAAGUUAUCUGUCCUCUACACACAUGCCUCUCAUACAUAAGUUAAAAAAAUGAACUUGGGAGUAACUAAAGCCAACUAACUCGGUUCUUUAGUUUAUAGCUGAUAAUGUAGACAUUUAGGAUUUUUUUAGCCAUUUAGGUGGUGUUCAUUUGAAUAUUUUCCACCACGUGACCUUGAUAGACUAAAUAUUCUUCAGCACAGAAUAUAUUCAUCCCCAGUGUGGGUAGCUGUUGUUCUCCUGCAAUAGAACUGUAUUAGGAUGUAUGUCUUAAAUACAAAAAGAGCAUUAAUUUAUAUGAACUAUGAACUUACCGUAAGAGAAGGAACAGCUCAAACCCCAGUAGUCACAUAAAAGAACCAGAAUUUCCAGGCAUCAUGGAACAUGCUUGGAAUCUUAGCACUUGGGAGGUUGAACCAGAAGGACUGCUAUGAGUUGAUGCACAUGUAGCCGUGGAGCCUACCCAGUGUAGUGAGUGCCAGACCACCCAAGGCUUCCUAGCAAGACCAUAGCUCAUAAACGCAAAACACAACUACGGACUUUUCAUCUUCUCUGUGGUCUACUUGCUUUGUCACUUUGAAAAUAUUUCUGCUUGAUUUAGUUCCAUUCCUCAGCGAUAAGAUAGAGUAGAAACAGCAUUCAAGUUCUUUGACACUACUUGUCUAUUGGUCCCCUUUAUGCUCCUUUUCCAACAGAUUUAGUCCCUCCGGCAGUGUUGUUUCCAUGACAGAAAGACACAGAGCCAGAAGUGAGUCUCCUGGGAGAAUGGAUGAGCCUAAGCAACUUAGCUCCCAGGUAGAAGAGUCAGCAAUGAUGGGAGUAAGCGCCUAUGUGGAGUAUCUCCGAGAACAAGAAGUGUCCGAACGAUGGUUCCGGUAUAAUCCCCGUCUCACCUGCAUCUACUGUGCCAAAUCUUUCAACCAAAAGGGAAGUCUGGACCGCCACAUGCGCCUGCAUAUGGGAAUCACACCGUUUGUCUGCCGCAUGUGUGGAAAAAAGUAUACCCGGAAAGACCAGCUGGAAUAUCACAUCCGCAAGCACACAGGCAACAAGCCCUUUCACUGUCACGUUUGUGGCAAAAGUUUCCCCUUCCAGGCCAUCUUGAAUCAGCACUUUCGAAAAAACCACCCUGGUUGUAUACCCCUGGAAGGGCCUCAUAGCAUUUCUCCUGAGACUACUGUCACUUCCCGGCAAGCUGAAGAAGGGUCACCUUCACACGAAGAAAUAGUUGCUCCUGGAGAAUCUGCCCAGGGCUCAGUUUCUACUACUGGGCCAGAUUGAAACAUUGAGGGGGAGGGGGCAAACCCUCUUCCCCUUUGGGCCGUAACCAGCCCCUGUCAGGACCAUGGAUUGGUACUUAGAUUCACAAAAUGCCACGUCACUCAACUAGAAGAUGUUCCCAUGGUUUUGCCAAAUUAGAAGACCAACAUGCGGAAGGCACUAAAGGCUCUUCUCCUCGUUCCCACCUCAUACUCUGGAAAAUAAGCAAGCAAAUCAGCUUCUAAUUCAGGGAUCAACAGCCUUGGUUUGUUAACUUUAUAACAAAAAAGAUGUUUUUAAACAAACUGAUCAAUGACUCAUUUAUCAACCAGUCAUGAUUGAACACCAUACUUAGGUCCAUAUCAUCUUGAUGGGUGAAAUCCCAGAUCUAAAAAACAGCAGCAGGAGCUUUGGCCAAGUGAAGCAGCCUGCCAGAAGAGAGGAAGGUAGUCACAAUGGUGAGAGAGGGGAAUCUUUCUUUCCUCUUCCCUGCCAGAGCAUGCAUUUCCAUGUUUAAAGGGAAAAAAAAGAUGAAUACUGGUGGGUCUUAAUAGUCUGAAAGGUUAGACUGAUGUUAGCCUGGUGAGGCAUCUAAUACUUGCCUAGUUGUUUCAUGUGAUCAGCUGAAGGUAGCUGGCUACCUCGGAGUAUUUAGCAGGCAGAAGCACCUGAAGCACUUGGGCCUUGGAGAAGUAAAAUGAGCCCCUAAGCGUUUACAAUAGGCACUCAUGAGAGCUUGGGAAAAAGGAGCAGGGGAGGAAGUACUUGGAUGCUUUGCAGAUACUGCACAGCUCAGAGCUCAACUGCAGCUUCCUGUUUGGUGUUUGUAAAGCAUAGUACUUGCAUACUCCCUUCGGUGUUACAGAAAUGUUUCUAGUUAUGUGAUUUCACUUGUUAGGCUGACUACCAAAAGUUCAUCCUCUUGAGCUCCUAAGUUUCAUAUAACAGCAAUAUUUACAUCAAAAUGUCACUUUCCAGUGAAAUGAGCUUGGAUUGUAUUUUUAAGUCCACAGGUCUCCACAUUUGAUAACUUUUAUAUGGGGUUUUUAAACAGUUUUUUUCUGCAAUGUUAAUAGUUGAAGAGAGAUUCAACACUAUUGUUCUUAUUGCAACCACAGUUUAAUUUCCUUCAACGUGUUUUAUACUUCAUAUUUUCAGUCCAUUGAAGAACCUCACUUAAGUCCGUGUCUUGGGUAUGCAAAUCUAUAUAUAAUUCAUAAACCAAUUAGCAAAUUGCUGGUGACUCCAAGAGCUAUGUUUUUUGGUUUGUUUUUUUUUUUAAAUAAUACACUACAGGGCACUUCAUCAUGCACAAUCAUGUUGCAAUAAAUGAUCAAGGGAUCAAUUCUUAUCAGGUGUGGUUAUACUAUCAUUCCUAAGAUUUUUAAAACUUCAAGGAGCUUUUUUAGUGAUCUUGAGUUUUCUGAGAUUCUUAACCCAGCUCUGAAAGAAUUUACCAAACACACAGAGCUUUAUAUGCCCAUCUUGCAUGCAGAGAGAGAGGAGGAAUAUUAAAUGAUACAGGCAAAUGAAUGCCUGCACUCUACCGUGCAAAUACAAGUCUCUAGCUUGAGGAAUUUUAAGAGAAUAUUUAAAUGUAUAAUUGUUGUGGUACAGGGAUGUGGAUGAUUCUAAGAGAUUUGGGAGUUGGGCUGGUCCUACCUGCACUAGUGAGCCAUGUAUGAGAAUGUGAAGCUCGUGUGCUCCUUCCUGUGAGCACUCUGUGGUAUGUGAAAAGGUCAGGGAAAGCCAUUUUUUAAUAAGAAACUGGAAUGCAGAAGGUGGCUUUGAACAAUCUGAGAAUCAGAUAUACUGUAUCACUAGAGAAAGAUUUUCUCUUCUGAAGAAGUAUAGACAUUCAUCUUUCAAAGGAGUAUGUGGUAGUCCCCUUGAAGAGCCUGCCCUUAAAAGCAGCACUGGUGAGCAGUGUCGCAUCUCUGGUCAUCACAGGCUACUUAGUCUUGCUACUUAGUUGGGCAACAGCAUGAUAAAGUGAAAACUGUCUCCUAGAGCCACCUUAGGGACUACUGUGCUCUGGGGCAUCAAAACAGAGCUGAAGUUGUACGGAAACUUUUUAGUUUGUACUUCAGGUCUUCAGUGGACAGAUGUUAUCAUUACUGAUCAGGCAGGUAGCUGACACGUACAGAAGAGACUGCUUCAGAUGGAAUUUUUUUUUUAAGCCAACCAAAAAUAUAAGUCUACCCUACUUUUGAAAAGUUAAGUUAUAUGCUAAAAGUUGUUUUUUGCAUUAAUAGCUUUUUAGGUGAUAUGUGAGAAAAUUGAGCUUUCAACUAUUACCAAAUUAUAAUGGUAAAAUGCAGUAAUUUCUGUAAAAAGAAACUUGGAGCACUUAUCAACACUCCAUCCAAGGUCAGGCACAAGCCCCUUGAAUAGGGUAGAGACUGUCGAAUUCAUGUAGAAAUGUUAGGCAUGCUUGGUGGGUUCCCUUCCAUUUUCACUCAUUUCUAAUAGGGUUUUAUGUACUGAUACUGUGAACAGAGUGCUUUGGGUCCUAUGACCACAUCAGCACAAUCUUCUUUGCUGGUUCUCUCCUCUAAUUGGCCUAGCCAGAGCCAUGAAAUUCAUGAGACUUCUAGCCAGGCUACCUUUGAAACAAACUAAAGUUUGCAAAAAUAAUCUCGUGUUUUAGUUAGAAGUGAUACCAUUCUGAAUAUCCAGGAUUCGUAUCCAGAUCCACUGUGACAUUGGCCUACUUCUUUGCUAGCAUCGCUGUAGGGUCAUAAGGGUUAGUAGUAUAUUAUGUAUAUUAAUGAUUAUUGGUGUGUACAAGGCAUAUGCUCAUGUACUAAAUGGACUAUGGCUGAUGCUGAUACUUACUACCAAAUCUUGACUUGCACACGUCACCUUGUGAGGGGAACUACAUUAGCAGUGAGAGCUAAAUCAUCAGUAGGUAGCGUAAUGCCAUGAAGUUGCAGUAUUAGGACUAUUAUCAAUCAGUGGCACUUAGCAACAGAGGAGCUAUCCAGUAUUCUGAGCAAAAGCAGAGAGUUGGCCACGUGUGUAUCUGUCUUCACUCUAAAUAGACUUUUUAUUCUCUCUGAAUUCCGAUGCUGACAUAAACUAUGGCAUUCACAUGGCAGUGUCACUGUAUUUACGCAGAAAGGCUCUUCCUAAUGAAGUCUUCUCUUUUUUACUCAGAACCAUAAUUACCUCUAAACUGAGUUGAAUUUUAUUUUACAUAAAUUUCAAGUGACUCCAUAGUUUGUUUUUGUUUUGCUUUUAGAUAUUUGAGACAGGGUCUUGAUAUAUAUAUGCAUAUAUGUAUACACACUCAACACAUAUACAUACAUACAAGCCCUUUGCCAUCCUGAUCCUCACUAUAUAGCCCAGUAGGACUUUGACCUCAUAAGUACUGAGAUUACAGGAAUAUACCACCACACUCGGCCCCAUUCCAUUUCAUUGUACUAAGGAACUAAAUCUAAUCUUGAUGACAUAAAACUGAUUAGUCUAUAAAGUUCAAAGAAGAAAGAAAGCAAUUAAGAAAAGUUUUCUUGUAUUUUUGCAUUUUCAUUUGUUUCCAGUUCUCUUCCCAUCAGUGAAACGGUUUUCCAAAGAUGGUAUGGUAGACUGUCCAUCUUCUUUAUAGUGGAAAUCCAGCUUCCACUGGAUUUGUCUGGUGGAAGAGUGAUGUUUGUAACUUCAUUUUAAAUGGUUAAGUAGUCCUUUGUCCAAGAAAUAGCUUUGACAUAGUCUUACUACUAACUCACACUGGUUUCUUUUUUUUUUUUUUUUAACCUGUAUAAGUUGCUUUUUGUUUAACAAAAAGGUCUAAUUGAAAGAAAUAGAAGCAGUGGAAAAUGGAAAGACUUAAUUGUAGUAGAAAAGCACUUAAUCAGAAAGAUUUGAAAUCCUGGAGGAUAUGUAAGAAGGGGUCAUUUGUUUGGGGUUUUUCUUCCAAAUAUGCUCUUUAUCUGAUUAGUACACUUAUUUAUUCAAGGGAUAUUGAUUGAGUCUUUACUGAGCAGUCUUUGGGAGUGGAGCUUUUUACAUAUGCCACAAUGGAAAAGAAUUUCAGAUACUAAAAUUAUUUUCAUACCUGAGAGUUAGGAAAGGAACAGCAAGCAGUUGCCAGGUAAAUCAUUGAGUUCAGUGUAGCUCUCAGCCAAUCAGAUCCCUAGGGAUUGAGUCAGAGCAGGGUUCAGCAAACCAUGGCCUUUAAGUGAAAUACAAAGGCUUAUAUGAAGAAAAGUAUGUCCAAACACCUAUGGGCUCAGGUAUUGUUUAUGGUUUCUUUAUACUGUAAUAAAAUUGAGUCUCCCUGGCCAGCAAAGCCUAAUGUCUGGAAGGGGUCAGAGGUUUGCCAUCUUCUGGCGUCCUUUCAAAGAUUGACCACAGAUGAUUUCUCCUGACAUUUCACCCUUAGUGUAGUUUGGUAGAGGCUUUAAUUUGACGGUCUUAUCUGCAUCUGGUACUUAAGAAUGUGUCAUUGUUGUCGAGAUCCCCGUAAGCCCCCUUGGUGUUUCUUGUGCUUGAUUGUCAUUCCAAAGGGUAUUUAGAAUGAAUUAUAAGCCAAAAGGAAGCAGGGUUAUGACUUGUUGUUCUUGUCUAAAAGGUUUAAGUAGAUUAAGUUUAGAAUAAUUGUUUGUAACAGGAUAUUUCUUAUUUGGCUACCCUGUUUGAAGUUUUAUGUUUUUAUAAGUAAGUUUUGCCAUUUUUUGAUCUCGCUUUAACUGAUUUGUGUAAUAACCUCCCUAGAAUUAAAGGACAGUCUCUGUUGCAGAUAGAUAUAACUGCUUGUGGUAACUCUUGCCUGUAACCCCAGCACUUGGGAGGGAAGGUGAGGAUGAGGGUCAGGAGUUCAGAGUUAAUCCUGGCUACAUAGGAGUUGAGGGUAGCCAUGGCUAUGUGAGACUGUGUCUCUAUUUAUCAGAUGUACUGUUUUUCUAGAUUAGACACCCAUAUUUUUCCUUCAUUUUAAUUUUCUUAAGCAAAGUCACUCUGUCCUUGUGUGGACUAAUAAAAAGUCCAAAAUCUUUCAAUCUUUUUCUCCUGUAGGUUUUCAAACAUAAUAAAACAUCAGGAUUUAAAAUUUUUCUUAGGCCCAUUCUUGCAUAUCUGCUAUUACCUUACUUGUUAAAAUACAUAUAGAACCAUUACAUAUUUGCUUUGUUCAUCCUUAGUCUUAUAUAAGAUGCAGAGAAAUGUAAAAUUUUAACUGGGGAUGGAAAGAUGGGUCAGCGGUUAAGAGCACUGACUGCUCUUCUGAAGGUCCUGAGUUCAAAUCCCAGCAACCACAUGGUAAUGAUGGUUUCUCACAACCAUCAGUAAUGAGAUCUGGGGCCCUCUUCUAGGGUGUCUAAGGAUAGCUACAGUGUACUUACAUAUAAUAAAUUAAUGAAUCUUUUAAAAAAAUUCAACUGUGGUCAUAGAAAUGCUUGCAAGAGGAGAAUCUGACUUCUCCCCAUUUGGAAGUAAGACAAGGCCUUCAGAGUUUUAUUUGGGCAAAGUUUUCUAGACUGUGCUGAUUCAGUAUGGUGAGCUUGAUUUGUUGUUAUAAACCCUAUCCUUGUAGAUAAAAAUGGGAUGAGUCAUUAGUCUCCAUGCACAACUUGGGUUUGGUUUGGUUGUUACAUUUUGUGACAGGGUCUCUCUCACUAUGUAUAUCUCUGACUGGCCUGGAACUCAGAGAUCUUUCUGCCUUCCAAGUGCUGGGACUAAAGGCAUGUGUCUCCAUGGUUGGCCACCUCUUUGUUUUUAAAGUUGCCUUCUAAUAAGGAAUUACUAUGUUUUAUGUGAUAUAGUAGCCUAUGAAGAAUAGAUAAUCCUCAUUGUAAAGUUUCAGGCUAUUCAUGUAAGUUAAAUGUGCUUUAUUUCAGAGCACAUUACACUUAGUAAUAAUGGGUUUUCUAAUUGAUCUGGGACAUGCUACUUGGAAGACAUUGCUGCAGAUAACUGAGCGUCCAGCUAUACUCUCUUUGAGUUCUUGCUAAUAGAUGUCAUUUAAAUAGGAGUCAGUUGAAAACAUUGACAUUUACCAAGCAUUAAGACUAAUCCUCAAUAUCUUUGCUUCUUUGCUUUCCAAUAUUUUCCUGGUGUUUAGAUCAGGAUUUUUAAAUAGUGCUUUUCCCCAGGCUUUUGUUUUUACCUAGAUAGUAAGUAGGCUUUCUUCCUCUGGGCAGGCCAAAGUAUCAAUAAGUUGGAACACCUGAGCUUGUUGCAUUACAAAGAAAGUAAUUAUUGCUAGGGACAGUGACCUUAAACCCUUAGAGAUGUCUGUGCAGGUCAUCUACUUUUGUUGUGUUGGAAGACCAUUUUUUUCUCAAAUGAUACAUAUACAACAAUGCUGGAAAGACAAAUAUUAUCUGAAAUCCACAUUGAAGGCCGAGUGUGGUGGGGGGUGGAAGGGAGCUUUUCUUUCUUUUCUUUCUUUCUUUCUUUCUUUCUUUCUUUCUUUCUUUCUUUCUUUCUUUCUUUCUUUCUUGUUUUGGUUUUUCAAGACAAAGUUUCUCUGUACAGCCAUGGCUGUCCUGGAACUUACUCUGUAGACCAGGCUGGCCUCAAACUCAGAAAUCCGCCUGCCUCUGCCUCCCAGGUGCUGGGAUUAAAGGCGUGAGCCACCACGCCCGGCUGGAGGGAGCUUUUCUAAUGCUUGAUAUUUUUGUGUCUACUCAGUAGGUCCUGUGGAAGAGUCUCAAGUGUCCCACCCAGUUAAAGUAGUCUUACAUUGAGCAUAAUUUAAAGCCCUGACUCUUAGGAUGUGAAUUAGUCUGUAAUGCCAGAAGUAUCUCAUGGAAACAUACGCAAUUACUUGUCUUCACUAUAUGUAGGAGACUAUUCCAUUAAAGAAAUAUUAAGUACUUUUUGAUACCAGACAAUGUGCUUGGAGUUUUUCAGACAAAACAAGCUUUAAUUAGUUGUGACUUACCCAUUCUUUUGUUUUGUCUUGUUUUUCUCUCCAGGUAGCCCUGGCUGUCCUAGAACUCACUACAUAUACCAAGCUGGAACUCAUAGACUUCUGCCUGCCUUUGCCUCCUGAGUGUUGGGAUUAAAGGCAAGCUCUACCAUGCGCAACAGGGCUUCCCAUUUUGAGAGUCAAGCGAUCCAACACCUGAUACUCAGACCAGCCUCUAGUGCCUUUCGUGAGUAAAAUUAUGGCACCUUUUAUAGAUGAAAAAACUGAUGAGCCUAAGAGUACCUAAGAUGAAGGUCUCAUAUUUACCAAUCCAAUUCCAAAGUCCAGUCUACCUCCACUAUAGCGCUUUUACUUCCUGUACAGCACCUACUAAUGCUCCUACUUUUAGUAAACUUAUAACCAAAAGUAAGGGCUAGAGAGAUGGCUCAAUGGUUAAGAGCACUGGCUGUUGCUGAGGACCUGAGUUUGGUUCCUAGCACCCACAUGACAGCUCACAACUGUCUUGUUAUUCCUGUCCCAGGAUCCAAAUCCCUCUUCAGGUACCAGGCACUGUGCAAAGACACAUUCAGGCAAAAUACCCAUAGAUAUAUAAAUAAGUAAAAUUUUGUUUAUUAUUAGCAGAUUCUUUCAAAGGAUGAUGUAGUUGGUCUCUGCAGAUUUGAAUAGGAAUAUUGCCCACUUAUUCAGAAUUACCCAAUUUGGUUGGUUUAAUUGUGAGUAAGCUGAAUGAGUUACUGCUUAAAAGUGAAACUGUUUUCUGGUUACUUAGCUGCUGUAACAAACUGCUCUAAAGUUUAAAAGGGCUUGACUUUGUAGAAAGUUAGAAGUUGAGGUGCUGGUUGAAUUGGUCUGAAAGGUUCAAGAUGAUGUCACGUGUCCUGGUGUACAGGGACCUGAAAAGCUGGGCCUGGCUUUUUCAUUGAGUUUCAAGGAUUCUCCAUGGUAGUUGGACUUCUUUUUGUUUGGUUUUUGUUUUUGUUUUUUGAGAAAGGGUUUCUCUGUGUAGCCCUGGCUGUCCUGAAACUCGAUCUGUAGAUUAGCCUGGCCUCCCACUCUGCCUCCCAAAUUCUGGGAUUAAAGAUGUGGGCCUCCACCACUCAGCAGGUAGUUGGGACUUUUGACAUGGCAGCUUAGGCUGGGCAGAAGAUGCCAGUCUUCUUAAAGGCCAGGCCUCCAAUCAUCACGGGGUCACUGCCAUACUUUAGUAAGCGCUGAGCCCAGACCCUAGGGGAGAGGAAGUACCCUAACCUUUAUGAAAGACAUGCGGAGAGUGGAGACCAUGUUAAAUUGUUUACAGGUAACCGUUAGGCUGUUCUUUUGUCCUAAACCUUUUGCAGUCAGUUUUGUUUUGUUUUGUUUGUUUGUUUGUUUGUUUUGUCUCUAAUAUUUAGGAAAAAUUUCCCCAUGUUUGGUUUGACUUUUCUUAUUUUACAAAAUCAAAAGACCCCUAAGUUUUUCAUUAAAAUACCCAGGUAGCUCUCAGGUUUCUAGACCAUUUCCCACAGCCCUUCUAAGACAAAUUCAACUAAGCUUGUUGUUUUAAAAGGUUUCUAAUCUCAGGAGACCCACAUAGUCAACUUUGCUUAUUUCCUGUGCCAAUUAGCAGACAAGGGUGGUUGUCUCUCUACUUUUUUUUUAUUAGAUAUUUUCUUUAUAUACAUUUCAAAUGCUAGCCCGAAAGUUCACCUCCCUGAUCCCUCCCCCCCGCCCUGCUCCCCUCCCCACCCACUCCCACUUCUUGGCCCUGGCGUUCCCCUGUACUGGGGCAUAUAAAGUUUGUAAGACCAAGGGGCCUCUCUUCCCAGUGAUGGCCGACUAAGCCAUCUUCCGCUACAUAUACAGCUAGAGAUACGAGCUCUGGGGGUAUUGGUUAGUUCAUAUUGUUGUUCCUCCUAUAGGGUUGCAGUCAGUUAUUAAUACCAUUGAAGCCAUUUAUUCCAUCUGCUGUGUGACAGUAAAAUAUCUAGAAGGAGAAUGAGACCAAUGCCUGAGACUCACUUUAUUAGUUACAGCCUUCUUUCAAGUUCCACACACUUUAAAGCACUUGUUCCUUUCCCACUCUAUACUUUGUUACGGGAUUUUGCUGUGGUUGCUGUGAAGCCACAAUAGCUAUGCAUGCUGAGCCAAAAACACUCGUAGGAAAUAAAAGACGUAUUACUGUUUGAGAUUUUGAUUUAUUGGAGACAGCUGCAUUUAAGUUUAUAAAUAGGUGGGAAAUUCCUAUGAUAUGAAAAUAUAUGGCUACUAAAUCAUUUCAGGAAUUGCUAUUGUGUGGCUUGCUAGCCUAUUAUUAAGACCAUAAGAGGUUCUUCUUGUACUGUUGUCUCGUACAUGCUAGGCAAGUGCUCUAACCAUUGAGCGACAUCUCCAGCUCACCACAGUCAAUUUUGCCUACUGCCUACUUGUCUUAUGCCAUCUCUAUCUACCACUUCUCCUCUCAUAUAGUUUUAUGCUUAAAGAUGAAUUAAUUGGCUGAUCCCAUUCCUACUGUUCUUCUUACAGCAGAGUCAGUUGCCCAACUGUGUGUAUUCUCUGUGUGUGCUUCUCUCAUUCAGAGUCACCAGAUCAUUGGUGCUUUUUGAAGCUGGGGUUGUCAGAGUUAUAAUGCUUUACUUAAACCUCUGCUGACUUAAGAUAAUUAGGCUAGAAAACUUAAACUAGUCCUGCAUUGAGAAGAAGAUGGUAGAGAAUAAAUUGUACUCUACUAAGUACCCCCAAAUCAAUAAUAAUUCUAAGAGAAAAAAAGUUUGAGAUACCAAGUGAGUAGCUUCGCAGAGAAAUAGCUUCUAGCCCAUCAUUUCUAGUUCUCAUGGGGUCCAGUGAUCUCUGCUGCUAAAUGAGGCCUAGGGAAAUAGAGGGGUACUAGGAACCAAAGGCAUAAUUUAAGACCGUGUAAAAUGCUAGGAACUGGGGGGAGAGAGGAAAAAGAAAAAAGAAAACCCCAUAGUGCAGUUAGAGAGCCAAGAUAGAAUGGGGAUUAAUUAGGUUUUAUCGUGUAAAGAAGAGGGGACGUUUUUAAUGAAUAUAAGGAAUAGGACUUAAUUUAAAACUUUUUAAAUAUUCAUUUCCACCCUGAUAUAAUCCACUUACCCCUGUCUUUCUUAAAUAACUUUGAAAUUACAGUCCCAGGAAGUGACAAUUUUACUGUGAUAACCUGUCAUAACUGGCAUGUUGUACUCAUUGAGAACUUCUCUGGAAUCUCUGUGGUUAUUGGGUGGUUACAUAGAAAAAGAACAAGGUGAGCAAAGGAGGGUCCUACAGAUUGACAAUCUUCUCUUUCCUUUCAGCGACACAGUCACACCAGCUGGAGUACGUAGCCACUACCUGAGGGUUAGAGUUCUGCCUGUAGCCUCAUCUUGAAGCAGAUGCUGAUGACAUUUGAGAAUGACGUGUUUUCUAUAAGUCAUAGAAGCCCAACUGUAGUGGUUAAGAACCACUCAAAGCAGAGAUGCUAUGCAGGGAACAAAGCUUAAAUGUGUUUCCUCUGGAAGCCACAUUACUAAAGAGGUCACAAAAAGUGUACCAAAAGUCCACCUCUGAAAUGCAGGUGGCAGGCAUAUUUAGCAUUUAUACGGAGUUUCUAGUAUUUUUACAAAAAUGACUUUAGAUCUGGUAAUGAGUUUUGUUGUUGUUCUUUAAUGAGCCUGUUUUCUUUUUGGAAAAAUGGCUCAAUAAAAAUAUCACUAAAGAAUUCAAUUGUAUAUGCAUGUGCAUUAAACACAGAAUGGUAUACUGAAGAUAGUUCACACAAAUAAUUUUAUGGGAAGUUUAGCUAUUUUCUUAAUGUCUUUUUCAUAAUGUAUGUUUAUAAAUAUAUUUACUCACCCACCAUGAUCUUGGUAGCUUAGAAGCAUUUUGUUAGCUGUGUUGUAGUAAAAAUUAAAUUCUUAGCAUAGUAGGCUUUGAGAGCUUUUGUUAACUUUGUAUUUGGACUGAAAAAAAUAUUUCUUGCACUUUCUAUUUAUAAAGAUGUUAUAACACAUCUAACAGCGCAUCUGGUUUUUUUGUUUUGUUUUGUUUUUUAAGAGCAGCAGAUGUAAGUAUUCAAGUGAAAUAUAUGCUUAAGGCCCUGGCAAAAGAAAAUAUGCUUAUAGCUACCUGAGAAAGGCUAGGGAUCAGUACACAGCAAUUAGCCUGAAAGCAGCUGUUGGAAUGAACACACUGUGGCUGUGAAUUGCAGUAUUGCUGUGAGUUACUGGGUGUUUGUGUGCCUAUACGGAAAAGGUAUUUAAUGAAGGCAGAUGAUCAGUGUAGACUAUCCUACCUCCCAGCAAAUACUGAGCAUAUUCAGGAUUUCCCUGCAGCCCUGGCACAGGGGCUUGGCUCCUCAGCCAGCCUACCCCCGUUCUUUUCUCUAUAUAUUUCAGCUCCUCUACCUCUGGGCAUUUUGCUGAAGAAAUAGGGUGUAGCUUUCUAUAGCAAGCAGAAGAAAGCUAGACUCAAAAUACAGAGGCUGUAAUGCAGAUGUUAAUGUUUGAUUGUUGUUGCCCAAAGUCUUUCACUUGUCUGGUAGGAGUAUCUGGUAGAGGUAGGCUUUGUUGAGUGUUCUUGCCCAUGCACAUAUGGUGUGUUUUCCUUGGUUGCCCAAGCUGGCCUCAAACUCUCCAUCCUCCUGAUUCACUCUCCAUUUUUGCUGUCUCUUUGUGAUGUCCCCAAGGCAGGCCUCAGGCCUUGCUUUGUAGCUCAGGCGGGCCUUCAACUCUCACUGUUCCUGCCUUGGCCCCUUGCUUGCUGACACUACCAGCAUGUGCCACGGCAUCCUCCUCUUGUGUUUGUUCUUACAGAUUCCCAACUCUGUUGAAUGGCGUGUUUCACUUCCUUCCUGUCCUUUCAUUGCUGCUGUUGGCAGUAUUUGUAGAGACUGGAGUAUUAGCCAUGUAUUCCUGACAAUGAGCCCACUGUCAGUAUCUUACAUGGGUAUAUAGGACAAGGAUUCUGGGGAUGAUCUAUUUGCUUCUAAUUACUCCAAAAAGAGAUGUCCCGGGCAGUGGUGGCGCACGCCUUUAAUCUCAGCACUUGGGAGGCAGAGGCAGGCAGAUUUCUGAGUUCAAAGCCAGCUUGGUCUACAGAGUGAGUUCCAGGACAGCCAGGGCUACACAGAGAAACCCUGUCUUGAAAAACAAAAACAAAAAGAGGUGUGCUUUUUAAAAUGCCAAGUGCUGUCCUAGUAGUCAAGAAUUGAAUUUUGUACAUGGCAGGAAAGUUCCUUUCAGUAUUAAAAUGCCACCUAGUCAGAACUGGUUUCUUCUCGAGGUGCUGGUUCCCAGAGCAAAGUCAGCUUACCUACCUUUGGAACAUUUGUAACAGCUGAGAAGCAACUAUUGGUUCUAACAGAUGUCCUGGAAUGUUUUCACCUUUUCAUUCAACUUCUCUGUGUGGCUACAGUGUCUAAAAGCAGCAAUUCUCUGGUUAGAGAUGAAAAUUAGAAUGCUCCAUUUUCAGAUCUUUAGGUGUUUGCAGUGUUUUCUGGGUACAGUUUUCUUUCCUUGUGACACUAUAGGUAGGGUAGAUAGGAAAUACAGAUAAUGUGAAAUUCCCAAUAGGGAGAGAAGCACUCCACAAAAGUGACUGUGAGCAGUUUAUGAAUAAACCCAGUAUGAGAGAAAGAUGAGUUAAACAUGUGAGUCUGUUCACCACAACUGUUUAUUGCUAAACUGUAGAGUCGUUCUCAGUCUGCAGGCCGUGCUAGCAUGGCGGGCUCAGGACUUAAGUUGUGCUUAGGAAAGCUUUCCCUCCGGCUUACAGUUUGAUGUUUUAUUCUAGGCCUACCCUGUUGUCUUGGUAUAAAUCAUUCUUUAAAACACAUAUUUAAUUAGGUCUUACUUAAUAGUAUUUUAUUGUCAGUGUGGUUACCUAUUUGGUUAAACUAAUAUUUGGAGAAAUAAAGAGUAAGAAGUGCCCAGGUAAUUUUCUUGAGUUAUAUCAAAUUCAUGAAUGUAGAAGGAAACAGAGUCUUACCCUCUUCCUCUGGCUUGGAUGAGCACUGAGCCUUUGUGAUACCCCUUCCAGACAUCAUUUCCAUUUGACUGGUCUGUUGUGCAACCUGGGCUUCAGAAAGAUCGCUAGGGACAGCAUGGGAGUGCAGUGGCUGCUUUGGUGUAGCGCUCCUGUUUAGCAUGCACAAGACCCUGUGUGCAGUCACCUGAGCAACGACAGAAACCUGCCCGAUGAUUCUGAUGUACAGCCAGGGCUGAAAUUCACUUAGUGAGGACUUACUUGUGGUCUUAGACAGGAUAACCUCAAACUAGCAUUAUCUCGUUCUCUUUCUCCCACUCUCCAAGUGAAAUGAAGGUGUUUGGGUUUUGUUUUAGAGGGCAGGGUUGAGGUUUGGUUUGGUUUGGUUUGGUUUGGUUUGGUUUGGUUUGGUUGAAAAGAGAACUCCUUGGAGUCGAAGGGACUCUGGAAGAGAAAUGCCAGAAGCUAGUUUCCUUGACACUGGUACAUUUACUGCUUGCUCUUGGCAAAAGCUGACAGUGGGCCAGAGUGCAGGCUCAUCUUCUCAGAGUAGGUCUGAAAAAAAGGUUAUGAUCCAUCCGAUAUCCUCUGUGCCAAAUAUAAAGUGUGCAUAUGUACACAAAAGCAGUUUCCCAGCCUGUUCUCUAUAGAGUCCUUUUCCUCUGCAUGUGAGAUUUGAGUGGUAACUGCUCAAUUCUGAUAGCUAAAAUAGAGCAGCCCUUGGGUGUCCUGAUUAAAAACAGACCCGCAAAGCCACGCUCAAGCUGACUUUGGGCUACUAUUCUUUGUGAAACAAACAGGUAGUAUUGUCACUUAUGGAGAAAAGAAUAACCCUGUCUACAGUGACCAGGACACUUCGAUUAUUUGUCUAAGCCUGGUAGGAUUUGUUAAGUGACUCUUGACUUCUUAGCUGUUGCUUUCUGAAUGAAAUGAACUCACUAAGGCUUAAAUAUUUCUGACUAGUGUGUGAAGUGAGUCUCCUUAACAUCUCUCCAUCUAGGAUGUUAAAAGGCCCGACCCAGUCAUUCCCAAAGGAAAUUGCCCAGCUUCCAUUCUCUCUCUGAGUAGAAAAUCUGUGUAACAGAUGACAGUUUACUGCCUGCUGUGGCAAUGAGGAGGGAACCACCUUUGAAAGAACUACACGAAGCUUCUAGCUGCUGGAAGAAGUGUGCCUUCCUGGCUUUUAAGUAACUGAUCAUUUGCACUAAGGAAGUAGGUGGUGUAGACAGGAAGGAAAGGUAGGUAAAGGAAAAGGUUGAUUCGAGCAGAAUGUGAGCACUUAUUCUAAGUAGCAUAAGUCCUUGGCUUGCGUAGCUGUAAGUACAGCAUCCGAGAGAGCUGCCGCCCUGCCUUAGGAUAGCUUCUGAAGACUUCCUGGUCCUAAGUAGGAUAGGAAGGUGGUUUCUAGAAGGGAUGUUCGUGCUGGAGAACAUGGUGGAGUACUGUGAAACUUUAUGCAGUUUAUGCAAAUUAUACCACACUGGACAAAACACAAAGGUGGGGAGUGGUGGGAAAAGGUAAACGUCAGCAUUUGAUAUUUUGAGCAAGAGUAAAAAAUUUCUACCACAAAUGUAAAGUCAGAUCAUCUUCUGCCCUAAUGUGUUGUCUUGCUCACUCACUCACUCACUCACUCCCCUUCCUUUGCCCCAUAGCUCUUUGUCCUUUUAGUACUGGGUGUUGAGCCCAAGAAUCUGCAGCAUGCUGAGUAAGCACUCUGCCACUGAACUGUCAUUCCAGAUCCAAAUCUUUCUGCAACAGCUAAGCAAGUGCUGGUCUGAUCCCAGUGUGACCCCCUCGCUCCAUCCCCUGGUCCUUGAGGAAAACAAGUGCCAUCUAUAGGCCAAGGAAGUGCGCUCUGUGCUCCCAGGGUCCGUUUUCACCUGCUGGUCUGCUCACAGCUUUGGCCUCCUCACUGUUUUAUGUUCUAAUGGAUCAAUUACUCAGGACUCAGUCACUUCCUUUUCCUUUAAGACAUCUUAGCAGCAGCGCUCUGCACUGAGGGUUCUCAGUCUCCCUAGUGAGGGAAAGUGCAUUGGCAGAGCGCUUACAUUUCCUGGUGCCUGUUGUUUAGGAUGGGCUACUCUGGCACUGCCUGUGAAAGGCAGAGGAGGUGAGGGCAAGAGAGGAACAGCAAUGCAGCAGACCUUUGAUUCCCUUCAGAUGGACCUAUUCUGAAGGAAGGAACGAUAUCCAACUCUUUUCUCUGGUGCUUAUUUAACGGGUGACAGCUGUCUCCCGGCUACCUGUCCCUGGCACUGUGCCUUCCCACUGGUCACUGUGAAAAAUAGAUCACACUGGACUCAGAGGCCAGAACCCAGGACAAGAUCCCUCUUCUUCUCUUGAGCCCAUUUCUUCUUCACACAGCUUCUAAUGUAGCAGGAACUUCUCUUUGAGAACGUCGGGGGUUCAUCCCAAGAAACCUCCGCAAAACAGAGGGAAACAAUUAGAUUUGGGUUAUAGUUGUCACAUUACGAAAUCACAAAAAGAUUUCACUUCAGCUGCUAUUGAGUGACAGUGGGAAUCAAACUGCAGCCUCCUCCAGUUUCUGAAGCUGCCGCAAUAGCGUUUGAAAGCAGCAGGUAUCUGACUAGUUCCCACUAGUUCCUCAAGGAGAGUCUAUACCGAAAGAGACAAUCACUUUCUAAAACAUUGGUCCUGGGUGGGAAUGGGGUAGAUUAUUGUUAACUCCCAGUCUGUUUUCUCCCUAUGAAAAGAGUCUAACACUUGAGAUGUGUGUCUUACAUCUGCAACAGUUAUGCCGUUAAUAGUAAAGAUGCCUCAGAAAAUACCGCAGGGUAGCGCUCCCAUACCUCUGAGAAGGCGGGGCUGGCUGUGUGCAUCUUGUCUCCUAAGACUGUUUUCUGUUGUGACCUUAACUAUAAAUACCUAUAUAUAGGAGUAGGAUGUUCUCCCCCCCCCCCAAGCCUUCUUCAAUCAUCACAUGUGAACCCUCCCUUCCCCUUUACUGAAAAAAACAAAAACAAAAAAACAAAAACAAGAAGUAUGCACUUUAAUUCCUAAGGAGUGUGGCUGAAGCCAGAUCACUCAGGAGGGAAGCUGAGGGAAAACUGUUGCCAGACCUUGUUGGGUUUAACCACAUUUCUUUGUCCUUUACCCCAUAGUGCUGGGGAUUGAGCCCAGGGCCUUACAUAGGCUAGGCAGCUGCUGCUCCAGGAUCAGAUAUCUUAAUGUGAACACAAAAUGACGCGUUUUUAAAGCUGUCCCCAAGUGCUCCCUGCCAAAGGGCAAAAGAACCACUAAAUAAGAGUUCAAAAUACCUACCCUGAUUUUGGAAUUUUUUUCUGGGGGAAAUUUUAUUUUCACUGAAUUAUUUUUUUAGCUGCCAAAUUAUAUCUUUAAAAAAUCGUGUUUUGUGGUAAGUUCCUUUUUCUUUUCUUUUUCUUUCUUUUUUUUUUUUUUGGAAUAAAAAAAUCAAGCGGAAACAAUGGCACUAAAAUAUUAUCCAGAAUUGUGUCACAUCUAAGUACUGGGCUUGGUUCCCCCUGUGUGACAGGGGACCCUGACUCUCCUCCUGUAGAUUCUGUCUUUCCCUGGACAAGCCAAUCGUUCUUGGAGGGGCAGCAUGUCUCCUAGAGCCCCUGGAGCCCUAUUGUGUCGGGGAGGGGGGGAGGGCACGGGGGUCAAGGGAGGGGGAGAUUCAAAGAAGAGUUAAGAUGUGGGUUUAUAUAAACAUAUUUAAAGCAGUUAGCAAAAGCUUUCUCGUUGAACAGCUUUAAGAACAAUGUGAAUGAAAUCUUAGCGACUUGGCUAGUAAUCUGAGAAGUCUAUUAAUGUAUACUUGAAAUUGUUUGUAUAAAAAUGCAUUUCUCUUUAUUUUGACACUGUGUAUAAGAACAUUAUGCAUGUGAGUGGUUUGAGAAAUAAAACGUUUAAUACUCUUA